AUGAAUGGAGGAUGUUUGUCACCAGCAUCCAGAAUACGUAUUGCAGCAGAUGUUCACCGUCACAGCACGAGUGAUGAUGAUAGUGGAUGCGUGCUGGAAGAAUACUCCUGGGUGCCAAGUGGCAUCAAACCUGAUAUGGUUCAUAUGUAUUUCGCUUGUCUACCGGAAGACAAAAUACCUUAUGUAAAUUCGACUGGUGAAGAAUGGCGAGCACGUCAGUUGCAUUAUCAAUUACCACCACAAGAUUCUGAUGUAGGAUAUUGCGGUAAGUUGAGUAGCAAAGAAAUACGUGAAUUAGUACAAUUUGAAAUGGGUCGAAAACGCGAGUGCCUUGGACGCGGUAUAAUCGGGCAGCUCCCGUACGACAACAAACGACGGCACUGCCAUCAGUGUAAGGGAUCAUUAUAUGAAGGGAAUUUGGUGAUUAGUGCGGAAAGAUUCGGACAUGAUGUACACUGGCAUCCGCAGUGCUUUGUUUGCACGGAGUGCUCAAAUCUCCUCGUUGAUUUGAUUUAUUUUAAACAUGGAGCCGACGUAUAUUGCGGCAGACAUCACGCAGAACAAAUCAAGCCUAGAUACACCUUAGUUGCCAUUACUCCACCUCCACUCUAA
Messenger RNA from Acanthocheilonema viteae, 612 nucleotides. The record is from the annotation of a GenBank genome assembly. NCBI's taxonomy places the organism in Eukaryota, Metazoa, Nematoda, Chromadorea, Rhabditida, Onchocercidae.